Camelus dromedarius (Arabian camel) is the source of this 5497-nucleotide messenger RNA. It is a transcript of the gene ZNF25, whose product is annotated as zinc finger protein 25. The coding region runs from base 1922 to 3310 and encodes 462 amino acids. Gene Ontology annotation, biological process: regulation of DNA-templated transcription. The record is from RefSeq and is a predicted model, not a curated record. Gene Ontology annotation, cellular component: nucleus. Lineage: Eukaryota; Metazoa; Chordata; Mammalia; Artiodactyla; Camelidae. The transcript is spliced from 4 exons.
UCUCUUGCUGCUUUUAAGGUUCUUUAUCUUUAAUUUUUCCAUUUUAAUUAUAAUGUAUGGAUCUCGUUUGAGUUCCUCUUACUUGGGACUCUGUGUUUCCUAAACCUGGAUAUAUGUUUCUUUUCCCAGGUUAGGGAAGUUUUUAGCUAUUGUUUCUUCAAAUAAAUUAUCAGCUAUCUUCUCUUUCUCUCUCCUCCUUCUGGGACCCCUAUAAUGUGAAUGCUUGAUGUUGUCCCAGAAGUUUCUUAAAUUAUUUUCAGUCUUAAAAUUCUUUUUUCUUUUUUCUGUUUGGCUUGCGUGAUUUCUACUACUCUGUCUUCCAGUUCACUGAUCCAUUAAUCUACUGUUGAUUCCUUCUAGUGUCUCUUUUGUUUGUUUCACUUAUUGUAUCCUUCAGCUCUGUGUGUCUAAUACUUUGUUAAAAUUCUCACUGUUCAUCCAUUCUUCUUCUGAGUUCAGUGAGCAUCUUUAGGACUUUUACCUCUUUAUCAGGUAGAAUGCCUGUAUCCACUUCUCUAAGCUUUCUCUGAGGUUUGUCUUAUUCUUUCAUUUGGAACACAUUCCUCUGUAUCCUCAUUCUGCCUAAUUCUGUUUUUAUUUCUAUGCAUUAGGUAGGUUGGUUACAUUUCCCAAUCAUAGAGAAGUAAUCUUAUGUAGGAGGUGUCAUAUGAGGCCCAGGCAGCACACCCCUCUCUGGCCACCAGAGCUGUAUGCUCCAGGAGAUCCCCCUAUAUGGGCUGCACGAGCCCUUCUGUUGUUUCAGAGCUGACUGUUGUGGGGACACUUGUAGGCAGGGCUGGCCCCAGCCCUGUUGGAAGCCAGGCCCUACCUCGUGCAGUGGCUGCUGGCCCACUGUUGGAAGGGACUGGGUCCCUCUGUGGCUGGCUGCACAGCCUGUGGAAUGCCUGGACUGGGGCCCAGGGUGGCUGGCUGCAUGGCCUGGGGUGUCCUGGGUAUUGGCCCACUGGUGGGCAGAUAAGCCUCCAGCACUAAUGGGCUACAAGGAGGACUCCAAAAUGGUGCUUAUUAGUACCUCACGGUAGAAAGAGCUCCCCAGAAUGGCUGCUGCCAGUGUCUGUGUCCAGGGGGAGUCCCAGCUGCCUCUGCCUCUUCAGGGGGUGCUUCAAGAUCAGCAAGUGGGUCUGAGCCAGUCUUUCAAAUCACUGCCUCCUCUGCAGUGUGAUUUGGAGCAUGUGAGAUUUCGCAUGCGCCCUUUAAGAGUGGAGUAUCUAUUUCCUGCAGCCCUCUGGCUCUCUAGUUAGCAAGGCCCACUGGCCUUCAAGGCCAGAUACUCUGGGGGUUCAUCUUCCCAGUGCAGGACCCCCAGGCAGGGGAGCCCAAUGUGGGGCUCAGACCCCUCACUCCUUGGGGAGAGCCUCUACUUUUGAUUAUCUUCCCAUUUGUGGGUCACCUACUUGGGGUAUGGGUCUUGACUGUACUGUCUCUGCCCCUCCUACCUGUCUCAUUGUAGUUCCUUCUUUAUGUAUUUAGUGUGGGGAAUCUUUUCUGUUACUCUUCAGGUCAUUUCCAGAAAUAGUUGCUGUGUAAAUUGUAAUUUCAGUGUGCCCAUAGGAGGAGGUGAGCUCAGGGUCUUCCUUCUCUAUCAUCUUGGCCACCCUUUGUGACCAUCUUUUAUCUUGUACAUACUUCUGUUAAAGUAUCUGCUGUGCAUACUGCAUUUAAGAAUUUAAUAGUUACUUCCUUGUCAGAAUGUAAGCUCCCCAAUGACAAGAAUAGUUGCUUUCAUUCACCUUUGUAUGUUGAGCAGAGUUCCAGGCAUGGAGUGAUAUUUCAGUAAAUACGUACUGAAGAAAUAUUUUAUGUAUGUAUAAAACAGGGUACAGAGUUAGAGUGUAUCUUAACUCUCUAGAGUAAACCCUAUAGUUGGCACAUGAAGAGCUAAUUUACACAUGUCUUUUUGAUGGUACUCUGUUCUGAUCACUUCAGUUUGAACAGAAACAUGUUGUUUCAGGGGCCAGUGACAUUCAAGGAUAUUACUGUGGAAUUCACCCGGGAGGAAUGGCAGCUGCUGGAUGCUGCUCAGAGGACCCUGUACAGGGAAGUGAUGCAGGAGAACUACCGCCACCUGAUCUCAGUGGGUUAUCGUGUGAAUAGGCCAAAUGCAGUCUUCAAGUUGAAGCAAGGAAAAGAGCCAUGGAUAUUAGAAGUAGAAUUUCCACGUCGGAACUACCCUGAAGACCUAUGGAAUAUUCAUGAUCAAGGACCAAGAAAUCAGGAAAGCCAAGCUGAAAAUACAAGGAAUGGAGAACUCACAAAACAUCAGAAAACUGAUACCACAGAGAAAGCCUAUAAAUGUAAUGAAUGUGAAAAGUCCUUCUGCCAGAAGUCUGCUCUCAUAGUACAUCAGCACACUCACUCAAAGGACAAACCCAGCGAAUGUGGCAAAUCUGCCCCUAGGAAUGGAGACCUCACGAGGCAACAGAAAACUCAAACCAGAGAGAAAACCUAUGAAUGUAAAGAAUGUAAGAAAACUUUCUACCACCUGUCAUCUCUCAGUAGACAUCUGAGAACCCAUGCAGGGGAGAAACCGUAUGAAUGUAAUCAGUGUGAGAAGUCCUUCUACCAGAAGCCACACCUCAUGGAACAUCAGAAAACACACACAGGAGAGAAACCCUAUGAAUGUACUGAAUGUGGGAAGUUCUUCUAUGUUAAGGCAUACCUCAUGGUGCAUCAGAAAACACACACAGGGGAGAAACCCUAUGAAUGUAAGGAAUGUAGGAAAUCCUUUUCCCAGAAGUCACACCUCACAGUACAUCAGAGAACACAUACAGGGGAGAAACCCUAUAAAUGUAAGGAGUGUGGGAAAUUCUUCUCUAGAAAUUCUCACCUCAAAACUCAUCAGAGAACCCACACGGGAGAAAAACCCUAUGAAUGUAAGGAAUGUGGGAAAUGCUUCUACCAGAAGUCAGCCCUAACAGUACAUCAGCGAACUCACACAGGGGAGAAACCCUUUGAAUGUAGCAAAUGUGGAAAAAACUUCUACUAUAAAUCAGACCUCACUAAACAUCAGAGAAAGCACACAGGGGAGAAGCCCUAUGAAUGUAGCGAAUGUGGGAAAUCUUUCUCUGUGAAUUCAGUCCUCAGAUUACAUCAGAGGACUCACACAGGAGAGAAACCCUACGAAUGUAAGGACUGUGGGAAAUCCUUCUCUCAGAAGUCACAUUUUAUCAUACAUCAGAGAAAACACACAGGAGAGAAACCCUAUGAAUGUCAGGAGUGCAGGAAAACUUUUAUCCAGAAAUCAAAACUCACUGCACAUCAGAAGACACACACAGAAGGGGAAAGCUAAUGAAUAGUAUAAAUUGGGAAAUUCUGUCUGAAUUCGUUCUUGAGAAUAAUCAGAUAAUUACAUAAGGCAUCUUAUGGAAUAUCAAUACAGGAAAAUUUCAGCCACAAUGUUUCUUCACAGAGGGAAAUUCUAUAAAUGUUAGGAAAUGUUACCUAUACAUCAGACUUUACUAAAUAUCAGACAACACAGACGGCAGAAACACUACAAAUAGCAAAACAUGAGGGAAACCUUUCUUUCAGAAGUCAUACUUUAUUGUACAACACAGAAAUCACACAAAAGAGAAAUCCUGUAAGUAAAAUGUAUGUCAGGAAAUUUCCUAUCAGGGUGGCCAUCAUUUAAACAUCCAGUAGCUCACAGGAGUGAUAAAUUCCUGUCAGUAUCAUGAGCAUUCAGAAAUCUUUUUAUGUCAGAUGGACUCAUACUAGAACCCUCAGAGGGGAUAAUCACAAAGAUUGCAACAUACAUGGAAGGCUUUAUCAAGAAAUGUUUUGGUGAAUGUUAGAUUGCUGAUACAAAGUACAGAAUCUUUCUAGAUAUUUUAAAUAUGUGAAAGCUUUUUAACAAACAUUCUAAGAGAAUCUGUACUGAGGGAAACAUUUGUAGUAGAAGUCAUGGUGCAGAGAUGUGAUUACAAGGUGGUGGUUUUUCUUUUAAAGAAACCUGCAAAUGUCUAAAUAUAUAAAGCUUUUUAAAAAGUACAAAUAAAUUGAAUAACUAGGUGACAUCACUAAACACACGUGAAGAGUCCUUUAAUAUGCAGGACUUCUGUGUGAAUGUCAGUGUGCCACAGGACACAAAUUGUGGGUGUUGUGCAUGUGAACCCAUCCAUAAUCGUACCUAGGGAAGUACGUAACCUUAGUUCAGUAACUUUUGUGUAUAUGAAGAUAUCUCUCGUUAGUCUCAGCAGUGACUCCUGUUGUUAAUAUAAUGUGUAUUUAAGUGUUACAUUCUUUUAAAAUUAUGAUGUAUCUUUUUCUCUUAUUUCCUGACAGUUUUAAAUGGAUGUAGACAUUACUGAACUAAUCCUUCAGAAAAAGCUAAAGAUGUUUUGUAACAUUUUCAGCUGUCUCAUGGUCAGCUAAAUUUUACAUUAGGGAUACAUUUAUUUAUAGGAUAGACCUGAGUUUAUUUUUUAAAACCGCUGAAAACACUACACAAUUAAGAAAAAAUAAUGCUAUGUAAAGAAAUUAUCUGUCUUAAUGUCAACGUUUUAGCAAGGUGCAGUGUUACCUGCAUUUGUAUUUUAUAUGAGAGUCCUAAAUGGUCUUCACUACUUUUUUCUUCUUAAGUAGCAACAUGACAUGGAAGUUAGGAGUGUGGACUCUGGACUCCUGCGUAGGCUCAGUUUCUAGCAUGAGGCAUUCCACUUACCUCUCUGUGCCUCAGUUUCCUUUUCUAUAAACGAGAAGUGAUAGUAAUAAUAUGUUAAGAUUGCUUUGAGGUGUAAAUGAGUUAACUCUCUUAAAGCACUUAGAAUAGUGUCUGAGACACAAGAAGAGCUAUCUGUUAGACAGUAUCGUUAUUUUCAUUUGUACUCCUUGAAUUAUGCUGCAAAAAAUAAAAGGUUGGCUGCCAACAUUCAUUCCCCCACUUCAUUGCUGUGGUGCCUUGGUUUGGUUUGGUUGUACGUUUUCCCACAAGUGAUUCAGAUCUGGCCCACUGCAAGCUAAGAAUGGUUUUACAUUUCUAAAUGGUUAAAAAAAACUUAAACUGUAUCUUGUGACAUGUGAAAAUUCUAUGAUUUUUCAAAUUUAUCCAUAAAUACAAGUUUUAUUAGAACACCAAAAAAAAAAAAAACCCAUUUUUUUCUGUUUUGCCUGUCACAUUACAAUAGCAGAGCCCAGUAGCCCUCAGAGAAAACCGUACGGCCCACAGAGCGUAACUUAGUUACUCUCUGGGGCUUUACAAGUUUUUCUCAGAACUGAAAACAUCACAACCAAUGUCAAGAUACUUUUAUGUAUGGUAUUUGUUUAGAAAUGAUGCAAAUAGCAAUUUGUGGGUGGGUGUAUUUUUGCAAUAUAUUUAUUAUAUGCAUUAUAUUUAUAGGAUACAAACAUAAGCAUUAGAAUUUUUUUCCAAAGAAAUGUGUUUUACCUUCUGUCAUAUCAAAGCAAAUUUCCUGAUGAAAUAUAGCAGUAAAUGUAUGAAGUAAACAUUGUCUAAAUUAAAUUGUUAAUUGAUCACUAA